GAGUUAUUUCAAAGUGCAUUUCAUUCGCGAACGUUCGAAUUGCAAGGAGAUGAUUGGGAGUGAUGCGACCUACUUCAUGUUUGUCAAUACUUAAUCGAAAAAUACACCCAACCCAUUCUGUGAUUAAGUGAAUGGAGCGACUUUUGAAACAACAAGCUAUAAAUAUUUUGAGGUACAAUUUGGACGUCGAGAUCAUUGUCUAAUUUUUUUCUGCUAGGCCUCUCCUAAAAGCAAUAGAUUUUAUUCGUACCAUCCCUCAGGAUCGUGGAGGGAAACGUGGAUCCGCUAUCGAAAUUAAUUGCAGCUUGUGAUGACAAAUUUGUACAGAAUCUGCGAAGGAAGUUGCAUUAUAUAGCGGUAAUUUAAUUGAAAAUGUUUUAACAGUAUAUACGUCCGGAUUUGCGUCGAUUUCAGCUAUUUUUCUACCCUUAUCAGUUCUCUUGCUUCAUUUCUUCGAUUGCUUGGCGUUGGAUCGAAUUCUAGACUAAAAGCCGACAAUCAUUGUACUAAUAAAGAAUGAAUUUGGCAGGAGUUUAGCAUUGCCUAUUUUAGUUGACUUCAUGGAAUGAGCUUAUUUUGAGGGUGUGUGCAAAUUUCACAGGGUGGAAACAGUUUUCCCACUAUUCCGGCAAAACAAUUCAUCACUGCGCUGAGCUUGAAAAGCAUUCUUUUGAAUUCGAAGACCAUGUUAGUUAUCAGCAAACAGAUAUAGGAAAAAUAUUCAAAUCAUUUCACAGAUUGGUCAAGCAACUAGACUGAUAUAAUAUUCAUCAACCAAUUUGGAAUUAUUGAGGAAACUACUAGAGACGAUGGCUAUAUUAUUUCAUUGUGUUCUUUUUGUAAUGACUGUCGAUGUGGUAGUAGGAAGCAACAUCAGUAUCAUGGGCAUUGUUAACACUACCAUAACAAUGCCAUGUGAUAUAAGUGGUACCAAUGGAUCCCUUGUUUUCUGGUACUCAAAUGAACAACGAAGAUAUCUCAGCUCCCAACGUGUUGUUCAACAGAAACUUGAAUCUGAUCUUUACUCUCGACUGGUCGUAAAAGGGACCAAUAAGCGAUACGAUCUCCAAAUUUCAUCUUUACGAUACACAGACGGUGGUGUGUACAGGUGUCGAAUCUUUACUAUCAUCAAUCGAACAGAGCAAAUGUUUGUUAAGACAGUCGACUAUGAGGUAGUGGUUCAUGCUGCUCCAUUACCUCAGUACCCUAAUUGUUGGGUUAGUGGUUCAACUAACAUUCAUAACAGAGUUAGUAUAUCAUGUGUAUCACGUGGUGGUGUGCCACCAGCUCAGCUUAAUUGGUAUAGGGGAGACCAACUUAUACCAAGCACCAAGAAUUUUGCAACAAAUACGAUAACUUACAAUAAAAAUAUUAGCGAGGAGGAUAAUGGAGUGAAUUUUACGUGCAGGGCAUCGAGUCCUGUGAUUAGAGAUCGAGAAUGCUCUCUUAUCCUUCUUUCGGUAAUGCCAACGGUUACCCUGAGACAAUCACGUGGAUAUGUCUUUGAAAAUGAUGAAGUGACCUACUGGUGUUCAGGUUCUGGGAUGCCUUCCGUAUCCUACCGAUGGAUGAUGAAUAAUGUCAUUGUGUCUAAAGACUCACCAAAUGUUUCCUUUUAUGACGAAGGUAGGGAGCUUCUAUUAUAUGCAGCGAUGGCAGAUAAUGGAACAAGAGUAACGUGUCAGGUGAUUACACCAUCAGGAUUGAUGUCAUCAGAUGGCAUCACUCUUCUUGUGUCAAAGAAAGAAGAUGAUUGCAACACCAGCAGGAUCUUCAUCCAUGUUCCCUCGAAGAUUCCAAUCAUUGCCAUCUUCGUUGCUUUCGUCGGAGGAAUAGGAAUGACCCUUCUAUUUAUGAUUGUGAUAAAGGCUCUGUGUAGACACCACAGAAGACGUCGUGAUCAAAGAGCCAAGCGAGCAGAAGAGCUAUGGACAUCAAAGCACAGUGAUUAUUCCACCGCUGCUGAGCCGACAUCUGGUGAGGAUAUCUUCGGCAAAGAUUCGGCUUUUGUGACAAGCAGCAAUGGUCUUCAGCAAUCGCAGAACCCACCACCUGUAAUACAAAAUAUUCAAGCACAGAAGAAUCAAUAUUUUGAGAUGCAUUCUGGGGCAUUCCGUGAGUCUUCAGCCACAUUCCCUAAAAGUGCAUGUCCUAGAAACGAUUACCAGAUGAAAUCCACUGCUUAUUCUCCUCCUAUUCUUGCCAUGGACCAACGAGCUUUCGGUUAUGAGAAUGUUGCUCGUGGUUCUGGUACUGAUCUCACUGACAUCUCACACAAUGAUCCAUCAACCCAUGAUAGCAAACCAAUGAUCAAUAUCUACAUGGAGCCUAAAGUACCAAGUAGACCCAUGCCUCAAUCGCCAAACAGAAACAUGCGCUCUCAAAGUUUGCAACGAGUUACUUACGAUGCAGUACCGAGAGGUUUGCGACAUGACUGCGAAGUUAAGAAAAAUCUUCAAAGGGAGAAAGGAGAACAACCAGAAUACACAGAAAUAGACUGCAUGGCUUAUUCUCCUGUACGAAAUACAUACGAAGCAUCCAUCAUCUCUAACUUUGAACUGUGACUCUUUAUUUAUAUAUACAUAUAUAUAGUGAAUUGAUGAUUAAAUUAGAUCAUAUUCGCAUUUUAUCACAGAAAUUUUAAUCAUUCUCUUUUCUUGAAUUCAUGAUGGUCCCUUGUUAUUACGCAUCUUUCCGACUGCCUAUUAAAGUUUUUGUACGGAACAAAACCUGCAAUUUAGUACAAAAUGAUUAAUUCAACAGUUUAUUAUUGGGUAGAUUGUCCAAAUGAUAUAUAAAAAAAAAACUUCGUAAAGGGAUACUCCGGGCUAAAGAUAUUUAUAUCUUAAUAAAUAGAGUAAAAUUGACAAAGCAAUAUGCUGAAAAUUUCAUUAAAAUCGGAUAACAAAUAACAAAGUUAUUGAAUUUUAAAGAUUUGCAUUAUUCCGGUGAAAUGGUUCUAGACAUUCCUGAAUAUUCAUUAGGUGGGCUGAUGAUGUCACAUCCCCACUUUCCUUUUUCUUAUGUUAUUACAUGAAAUCUUAAUUGUUUCAUUUUUUCAUACAUGUGUGGAUGGUGUGUCUCCAUUAUGAUUAACUAAGUUGCAGCAAGAAAUACCUAAUGCACUAAUCAGUUGACAAUCCAAUUGUUUUAGUUCUUGGUAAAACAAUUUUGAAUAAACCUAAUUUCAUAUAAUGAAAUACAAAAUAACAAGUUGGGAUAUGACAUCUUCAGCCCACCUAAUGAAUAUUCAUGAAGACAUGCCUAGAACUCUUUCACCGGAAUAAUGCACAUUUUAAAAAAUUCAAUAACUUUGUUAUUUUUCAUUCGAUUUUGAUCACAUUUUCAGCAUUUUGCUUUAUGAAGUUUACUCUAUUUAUUCAAAUAUAAAUAUCUUCAGCCCGGGGCAUCCCUUUAAUACAAAAAGAAUCAUGAGCAGCCAACCCAAGAAUUUUGUUGGAAAUGUUACAUUGAGUAUUAUCAACUCCCCAAACAGAAAUCUUGAGAAUCGUCAAAAUUAUAAAACAGGGGAUCGACAUGCCUAAUUUGAUUUAAUUUAAAAUCUGAAUAUGUAUAAAUAAAAAUGUUGCUCAUAUACAAUGCCACAGAGAGUGAGGCUAAAAUUCAAGGGGCUGGGUUUUAACAUGAUCUGAAAUUUUGCGAGAGCGGAAGCGAAACAAGCGAGUCAACAAUCAUACAAAAUGUUGGUAUUUCACAGAGUUUACAUCUAAAUGAAACAACGAGUUAUUCAUUGUAAACCGAUAAUGCUUUACGUAUCGAAAUUAUGUAUUGAAUACGUUUUAAAUGACACCCCUUUUUUAAUGUAUCUCUCUCACUCUCUCUCUCUCUCUCUCUCUCUCUCUCUCUCUUAGAGUCGUCUGAAUAUAUUUUUACCCAUAAACAGUUGCCAGUGUUUCUGUAACGAUUCCAGUAAAAACUAGCAAUGGAGAACACCCUGAUAACAUUAAACUAUUUAUUUUUAUUUUGUUCAAAUAGUGCAUGCACCGCGCAAAACUUUGUAAUGGAAUUAAAAUUGUUUUUGAUAUCAUGAAAAAACAAAUGUGUUUACGUCAAUCUGAAAGUCGAAAAUGAAAACGAAAAAAAUAUAUCCUUUGGUAAUUUUUAUGGUAGAUCCCGAAGUCAUCAUAAUUGUAUAAAUCAUCUUUAUUUCAUAAUCAAACAGAGACAGUAUAAUUUACCCAGGUCAUUUGCCAGUGAUAAUGAGACAAAGUCCCCUUCACUGGCAAAAGGCACAGUUAUAUGAUAUACGCAUGUUUGUAAUAUCCACAUAGACUUCUAUUUCCUCUUAAUGUAAAUAAUUAUUUUCUUUUGUAAAUCUUUUAUAUUUGGUUCAGAUAAAAUAUAUACUGUAUAUUUCAAUCACAAGUUUAAUGUGUAAAUGUUGAUAAAUGUUAUUUAAUUGUCCUAUAUAAACAUGGUAAAUGUUUUGAAUUCCGAUAUGUAGCGGAAUUAAAGUGAUCAUUUUACAUUGUUCUGAUUUUUGAAAUUCUCAUUUUAGUUUUUGAAAAUGGGCUUAACAAUAGGCAUAAAGUGUAAAAAUACAAUCCCCAAAAUUUCAAAGUACGAUAUCUAAAAGAACUAUUUUAAAACUUUGAAGAUGUUAAACAAAGUUUGAAAAUAAUUGAGGGUUGGUUUCAAUGACUACCGUAUGUGUAUACAGCGAAUCUGUGCACCACAACACACAAACUCUAGAUGAAACCAGCAUGACCAUGAUACAGUUUGUACAAGGUAUACACUGAAUGAAGACUGCGGCUAAUAGUAGUGUGUGCAUAUGAGAUACACACAUCAGAAGGGAGUCAAGACAGCUAUAGGACUUUUUGAAUUUGGGAAAACUGGGCAUAAGCUGAAUGUGUCUUACAGACGGUUCUCAAAAUAAGGCUAAUAAAUUGCUACUUGUGUCUAAAUUAUAUUUUUUAAAUCCUAUAUUGUGGUCUGUUUUGGGGUUUUUGGAGGGCAAAUACAGGCACUCAUACACAUGUUUCAUCUUAAUUUGAGAAUUUUUUAAAUCAGCUGCUCACAAAGUGAAACGAUCCCUUUAAGACCUGAAUUCAGGGACCUGGGAAGCGGGGGUGCUGGGGGUGCUGCGUGUAUUAUUUUCCAUAGGAAGCACCCCCACGAUAUCAGGUUCCCUUUGUAUUUUUUUAUAUAUGUUAUGAUGAACAUAAUUAUCACAUCCGACAAUCGCAAAUCAUUUACAUAGUCUUUCACAUAUUCCAAUAACAUCCCUCCUAUAACACGACUCAAUCAAGCUCCGGCACUCAGAUACAGACGUGGUCGCGCGCGAUACGUGAUAACCAUAGUUUGGUUUACACACUACUAGAUAGCAGGGAGGGACAGGGGUGUGGUUAGACUUGAAACUUUUAUGUCGAAUCAAGUGUGUGCGCGCCCGACCGCCCGUGUUUUGUAUAAACAAUUACAAGUCAGACAAUCAAAUUUCAGUCUUUUUCGCCCUGCCCCAUGGCCCUGGGAAGCAGGGGUGCUGCAUGUGUUGUUUUCCAUAGGCAGCACCUCCUGGAAAUUUAGUGGCAAGUUGAUAAAUGACAGAAAUGUAAUGAAAACGAACGACGUUUUGUAGAACCCCCCCCCCCCCCCCCACUUCAGAAUUAUCCGACACAGUACUUAAAUUAGUGUUUAAAUUCACCCUUUUUCAGAUCGGACUAUCAAAUAUUUUCUGCUCGCGCUUCGCGCUCGCAUUAUUGAUUCUUAUAAUAAAAAAAUGUAUUUACAAUGCCCAGAUAUUGGGUCUAACUCUAAACACGCGCACGCAUGUUUAUUCAGAUACGCAGCUUGUUUUGGGGCUACUCCGGGCUGAAAAUAUUUAUAUCAAAUACAAUUUUAUGAAAAUCUGAUAACAAAUAGUUGAGUUAUUUAAUUCUAAAGUUUAGCAAUAUUUUAUGAAAAUUGUGAUAUGCAUGUCGUCCUGAAUAUUUAACAGGUGGGUUGACAUAUGCGGAAAUCUGUCCCCAAAGGUAGGGGGACCAGGGCCUGGAAAAUAUGACAAGCAAAAAAAGAAAAAAAAGUUUUUUACCCAAAAUGUAAGAU
This is a messenger RNA of Lytechinus pictus (painted urchin), 6063 nucleotides long. RefSeq lists its product as uncharacterized. The transcript has a single exon. The record is from RefSeq and is a predicted model, not a curated record. NCBI's taxonomy places the organism in Eukaryota, Metazoa, Echinodermata, Echinoidea, Temnopleuroida, Toxopneustidae. Bases 810 to 2564 code for a protein of 584 amino acids.